This is a messenger RNA of Xyrauchen texanus (razorback sucker), 3635 nucleotides long. RefSeq names its product sphingosine-1-phosphate lyase 1-like. Bases 124 to 1842 code for a protein of 572 amino acids. Gene Ontology annotation, biological process: carboxylic acid metabolic process; sphingolipid catabolic process. Lineage: Eukaryota; Metazoa; Chordata; Actinopteri; Cypriniformes; Catostomidae. Gene Ontology annotation, cellular component: endoplasmic reticulum. The transcript has 14 exons. The record is from RefSeq and is a predicted model, not a curated record. Gene Ontology annotation, molecular function: sphinganine-1-phosphate aldolase activity; pyridoxal phosphate binding.
CAAGGUUGCGCCUCUGAUUGUGUCAUGCAACGGGGCAUUUGCUCUCAAAACAAGCCCAAUAAAGGUCUUUCAAGCUUUCUUCUCUAUUUCUCCACAAGAAGCUGAAGAACCUUGGCAAAUAAAAUGGACUACAUGAGUGCCUUGGAGGUGUAUAAGGAGAUUUUACUGCUCUACAUAGAGGAGGCGAGGCGCUAUGUAAACUCUCAGUGUGAUGGUCUGGAGCCAUGGCAGAUCAUUGUGACCACUUUGCUGUCCACCCUCAGUGCAGUGUGGCUAAAAGGCUUCCUUUUCCAACAGGAGAGCCUGCUGUCAAGAGUAAAGAAGCAGUUCUUCAAAAUGAUCAGAAAAAUCCCAUUUGUCAGAGCAACAAUUCAGAGUCAGCUCAACAAAGCAUUGGAUGACAUGUCAGUGAGUCUCUGUACACUGAAGGAAGGCAUGAGCUACACAAAACAACUUCCAACACAGGGCCUCACCCACAAUCAACUCCUUGACAAGAUCAGAGAGUAUGAGACACUGAGUGAAGUAGACUGGGCUAAAGGCAAGGUGUCAGGUGCAGUCUACUGGGGAGAUGAGAAGCUCACAGAUCUACUGGUGAAGGUGUAUGGUGAAUUUGCCUGGACCAACCCGCUCCAUCCAGACAUUUUCCCUGGGGUUAGAAAAAUGGAGGCAGAAGUGGUGCGGAUGUCGUGUGCUCUCUUUAAUGGAGGAACAAACUCCUGCGGCACAGUUACUUCAGGUGGAACCGAAAGCAUCCUCAUGGCAUGCAAGGCAUACAGAGACAUGGCCCACGAGCGUGGGAUCAAACAUCCAGAGAUCAUUGCACCAGUAAGUGUCCAUGCAGCGUUUGACAAAGCAGCACAUUAUUUUGGGAUGAAGCUCAUUCACAUACCUCUGGACAAGAUGACCAUGAAAGUCGAUGUGAAAGCCAUGAGAAGGGCCAUCUCUAAGAACACAGCAAUGCUGGUGUGUUCAGCUCCUCAGUUUCCUCACGGAAUUAUGGACCCUGUGGCAGAAGUCGCGAAGCUGGCAGUAAAAUACAACAUCCCUUUCCAUGUGGAUGCAUGUUUGGGUGGGUUCCUAAUUGUUUUUAUGCAAAAGGCUGGUUACAAACUCGAUCCAUUUGAUUUCCGGGUUAAAGGUGUGACCAGUAUCUCAGCUGAUACACACAAGUAUGGUUAUGCCCCUAAAGGCUCCUCAGUGGUGCUCUACAGUGACAGGAAAUAUCGCCACUAUCAGUAUUUCGUAGCACCCGAUUGGCAGGGAGGAAUUUACGCGUCUCCAUCCAUGGCUGGCUCUCGCCCUGGGGGUAUCAUUGCUGCCUGUUGGGCUACUAUGAUGUACAUGGGUGAGAACGGAUACGUAAAGGCCACCAAGAAAAUCAUUGAGACAGCCCGCAAAAUCAAAACGGGAAUCUGUAAAGUGGAGGGGGUUUUUGUGUUUGGAGAUCCAGAGGUGGCCGUGGUGGCACUAGGCUCCAAUGUCUUUGAUAUCUUCCGCUUAUCCAAUGCACUGACGUCAAAGGGCUGGAAUCUCAACACACUGCAGUUUCCAUCUAGCAUACAUAUUUGUGUAACAAUGCUGCACACACAGCCUGGUGUAGCUGAACAGUUUGUGAAUGAUGUAAAGAAAGAAGUAGCUAAUAUCAUGAAGAAUCCAAAUGAGAAGACCACGGGAAUGGGAGCCAUCUAUGGCAUGGCCCAGUCUAUUCCUGACCGGUCGAUGGUUACCGAAGUCUCACAAGGCUUUUUGGACUGCCUCUAUAGCACUGAGGUGCCCAAGAUGCAAAGCAAGCACCAUAAAAACCAUAAGAACCACAUGAAUGGCAACUCCAAAGUGCACUGAGAUGGACUGUCAGGGUCUCCACCCUAAGCUGGCUGAAGGGAUGCACACCACAAUCAUCUAAUCAUACAUUUACUUGUUUGUCCUUCAUUCACUCAUCUAUUUACAACUAACAAAUUUGUGUAUAAGCCAUAGUCACCUGAUAUUUUGGCAUUUGUGUCUGAGGACCAUCAGUAUCCUUUCUAUAGUACUAACAACUUUAAAGGGAGCUGCACAAGUAUAUUUGGGUCAUUUUAGUCUAAUUUUGGUGACCAAGUGCAUUUUUACUGUUGUUUAAUAUCUUCAAUUUCUCAUAAAAAAUUUUAUGCAAAACAUUACCACGAUGAUUUUAUAUCUGAUACAUAUAUUUUUUUUGUUUUUUCCUCAAAAACUAAAUUGAUCGUUUCCAGGAAUUAAGAAUUACAGGUUUAUAUCAAAAUAAUACUGACAUAGAUUAAAGCCAGUAUUCCCAAUAUCUCCCUGUCAAAAGGGAAAAAUAUAAAAGUCCAUUUUAGGAAGGCAGUACUGCUACUGCUCAGAGGGACUAGAAUUGCUAGUGUUUUAUUCUUAUUUUUUAAUUUCCCAGAAUUAGCAUAGAAGCAGUGCAAUUUGAAAGCCCAUUCUCAAAACAAUCAUCUCACUUUAGAAACCGUAGCUCACUGAUUUUAAAUUAUAAAAGAUAUCAGGGCACAAAUUUGUCAACCAUUUGCUUCAGGCUGUGUAGUUCAACCACAUUUCCUGGUUCUACACUUGACAAUUUCCCAAUCAAUUGUUAUAAAUAUAUAUAUAUAUAUAUAUAUAUAUAUAUAUAUAUAUAUAUAUAUAUAUAUAUAUAUACUUACACACACACACACAUAGCCUUUCACACCUAUCUACCUCAUAUCUUGUUCCUAACAAUUGUACUUUUAAUCAUUGACUGCUUCCCCUUUUUUCUCUCGAUCUUGAGUAUUAUCACUUAAGUGGAUGUGUUCCCUAGUUUGAUCAUCAGUCAAUGACAUGCUCCAGGUUAUGGUACGGUUAGCAAUAACAGUUUUCAGGGAAUUUAAGUCAGAAACCUGCCUCCCUUGAUUCAUGAAUUUCAUAUGAUGAUGUUGUGUUUGUUUGGGUUCUUUGUUCCAGUUCAAAUAUCUGAAUGACAGCGAAGCCCUGGAACAGCAAAAAGGGAAAUUAAUUUUCACAUGAAGGGAGAGUCUGGGAUAUGAGAAAGUGAUGAAAUGGUACCAUAGAAACAUCACACCAGAUCUUGUCAGCAAUGUAAUCCCUUGAUUUGAGCACUUGUAAUAUCUGUGACCACUGUUUGUGUUUUAUAUUGUAAAUCACUAAUAUAUAACUAAUGUCUCAUAUUUCAAUAUUUGUUUUUAUCAUUUUUUUGAGGGCUUCACUGGCGUGGAGGCAAUGCAGUGUCCAGGGCAGUUUUGUAUGUAGGAUUCCACUGUAGUACAGUGUAGGUUCAACAAAUGUAACACAAUUUAGGCAAAGGCAUAGAUGUGGAUAUUUGUCAAAUAAUUGCCUUUCUUGCCAAAAUGAAAGCAUAUUAAUGUGUCCAUGCAAUAAUUCUGUAAUUACUGUAACUACCUAAAACCGAGGCGCCUUGAUCUCCUGAACAUUGCAAUGUUUGGUUAUAUACUACUGUAAGGUUAUGGUUGUAUAAAGCACAAAAGCAACAGCAUUCGCCUAUAUGCCUUACACAGACAGUCAGGGUGUGUGCUAUUAGGUUAACAAAGUAGCUACAUCAGCCUCAGGGACUAGGCCUUUACCACAUCAUGCAAUCCAUUUCAAUUUGAUCCUGUAAUGUUUUUGUUCCUAUAUGAAUCAAU